AUGGCAUUCCUUUCUUUGUUCUUCCAUGUAAUACUAUUGCUGGUAUGCCCUACAACGCUUGCCGAAAAUCAAACCGAUCACCUUGCACUCCUGGCCAUCAAGUCGAGCAUCACUGAUGACCCACAACAUGUUCUUGACUCAUGGAACACCUCCCUUCAUUUCUGCCAAUGGCAAGGUGUUACAUGUGGUCGUCGGCAUCCUAGACUCACCAAACUAGACCUUGGAUCUCGAGGCCUCGUUGGUUCUUUGUCUCCACAGAUUGGGAACUUGAGUUUUCUCAGAGUAUUAAGACUAGAGAACAACAUCUUCAAAGGUGUAAUCCCACCUCAAGUCGGCAAUCUAUUCAGGUUGCGUAAGCUAAUUCUCAUCAACAAUUCUUUUGAAGGUGAAGUUCCAGCAAGUCUUUCAAACUGCACUAGACUUAACGUUCUUGGGUUGGCUCGCAAUAAACUAUCUGGCAAGCUCCCACAACAGCUUAGUUCCCUGGUCAACCUCAUGAUCAUAACCAUCCAUAAUAACGGUUUCAUGGGAGUAGGGCUGUAAACGAACCGAACGAACACGAACAAGCCCUUGUUCAUGUUCGUUCGUUAAGGAAAUAAAUGUGUUCACGAACGGUUCAUGAACACUUACC
Helianthus annuus (common sunflower) is the source of this 631-nucleotide messenger RNA. RefSeq names its product putative receptor-like protein kinase At3g47110. Gene Ontology annotation, molecular function: protein binding. Bases 1 to 543 code for a protein of 180 amino acids. Lineage: Eukaryota; Viridiplantae; Streptophyta; Magnoliopsida; Asterales; Asteraceae. The record is from RefSeq and is a predicted model, not a curated record. The transcript has a single exon.